AAAGAGGCAAAAAGACGAACGAUGGGGAACACAACCUAAACGAAAGUUUCUAAAAAAAAUAAUUUCGAUCGUACGCGGGGCUUGUUUAAAUUCCUCGUGAAACGACUGCGACUUUUACGUAGCACAUAAAAUUGACAAGUAUGUUCGGUCGACGUAUUUUCUUAGAGCCCGUGGAUAAUCAUCACGACCAAAGAAGACGCAACGAAUUUAUUCGCCAAUUAUCCGCUAAUCAAAGACACGGGAUACCGUUCACUGAAUUGACGAGUAUACCUCUGCCCACGUCCUCGAGAAACGAUGGAUUGAUGCUCGAUUUAAAUUUCAUCCUUAUGGAUGACAGUGAUCGCAUCCGCUCUAAUAAUAAUCUGUAUCUUCAAACCAAUUACGGGAAUGCAUCCAACCAUCAAUUGUUAGAGUACAUAAGGCAGAUGGAAGAGAGGUACAUGGCUAUGGAAAGGGAAUUGGCAAGGACGAAGAUGUUAAUCCCAGCUUUGAUGCGUGGCUUUAACGUUGUGCAUCAAUCGUCGCAAACAGACGUGAACUGGAAGGAAUACUCUCUCGCGAAGUACGGAAACGUUUUUGGGUCGUGCUCCAGAAAUCAGUACAAAAAUAAUCAAGAGCAGAUUAAUGCGUUGAGGAGGAAACACUAUACAUCGAGAAAAAAUAAAGAUUCGUUCGGCAAAACAUUCGCUGACACGGACUGGAUGAAAUAUAAGAAUUCGUCCCAGAAUUUCCAAAAUGAUGUUUAUCCCAUAAAGGAGCCUGAUAAUCUCUAUCAGUCAAAGAACUUGAGCAGCAAUUCCACAGCAGUAUGUUCAAUGCGCAACGUCGCUGUGAUUCUCCCUAACGACUCGGCACAAUUAAACGAUUUCGCAAAAGACGAUCCCAAAGUAAUACGUUUCAAUAUUUGCAAACUUUUUACGCGAUGUGAGGACGAAUUAAUUGAAUUUAUUAUGAAUUUGCUUUGUAAAACUGUCCAUUCCGACCCUAUCGACCAUCAAAAGAAUUCGAUGGAAGCAUGCCAAACGUUCGAGAAGAAACACGAACCGGAAACGUGUUACUACACUGACUACGACGUUAAACAGGAAGAUCAUAAGCAGAGCAAACCCGUAAACACGACAAAAUUUCAGCCGAUAAUAGGACCGAAGUUGAACAACGACGUUUGCAAACUAGGGUCCGAGAUCGAGCAAUCAACGUCUCAUCAACAGCCGAAAGUCGAUGGAAAAUGUAGAGACAAACUUGUAUCCAAGAGGACGAAGUAUUUCGAGAAUACCGAUGCACGUAGAAAGGAUAAUUCUCAAACGUCGCAGGCCAGUCACAAUUACUGGAAUCAUUAUGGGAAGAAGUUGUCACGUUGCUCGAACGAUUCCUCGAGGCAUUCCACGCGGAUGCCCGAGAAACAGAGAAAAGAGGUGCACAAAAAAAAUCCGACGCCGCGUAGCAACGUUCACACUGCCUACGCUCCCAUGGUACAAUCUCCUAAUUGGAAUCCACUGUUAGAUCCGAAUGGUUUUACCAUUCAAUUAUUGAGGCUCGCUGUACUGCUUUACGCGCCAGCGUUGAUGCCGGCUCUGAAUUCGUUGAUCGCACGACAAAAUGCUCAAACGCCUAUCCCGAUACCUUGUUCCGAAGGUUCGAACGACUUGUUAACGCAGGUGUUCACGAUUUUAAGCAAUCAACAAUGCGUCCCCAAUUUGUCGUACGCUUCCAACUCCCAAAUAAACGAGAGUUCGCGAUCGAACUCAGAACCGAACACGCAGAAUCGCGAUCCACCACAGUCCGAGAAUUUGUCUACGCAGCUCGAGAACGCAAAUUGCAGUGCGAGAAGCCUUGCGAAUCAGUGCGAGAAGAACACGAUCGCUGUUAAUACUUCUUUAGAAAUAUGCUGUUGUAAUAAUAUGACACCGUCCCUUUCGCAAUUAAGUAAAAACAGUUUGAACGAUCAAGUGGAACAGGACGAGCAAUUGUUGUACACGUGGACGAACGAUAAAACAAAAUCGUCGGAGACGAUAAUACUGGGGAAACCGUUGAUACUCUGCGAAGAUGAAGAAGAAAAAUCGUCGGGGAAUCAACAGGAGAAUCCGGAAUUUUCCGGAAGUUUAUUCUUGCAAAAUGAUAAUAACAGUUGGGAGAAAGGGUGGAACAAAUUUUAACCGUUCGGACAAACUCUGCAUGUCGUCCAAGCGGAGUCUAAUAG
Messenger RNA from Ceratina calcarata, 2194 nucleotides. RefSeq lists its product as uncharacterized. The transcript has 8 exons. The coding region runs from base 141 to 2150 and encodes 669 amino acids. NCBI's taxonomy places the organism in Eukaryota, Metazoa, Arthropoda, Insecta, Hymenoptera, Apidae. The record is from RefSeq and is a predicted model, not a curated record.